AUGGUAUCACUACGGUUUGCUACAAUACUAUUGUUUGCUCUGUUGGCAUUAUCGAUGACAGCAUUUGGCAUGCGACAGCGUGGUUGGAUUAGUCAACGUAAACAAUAUCAACGUCCUAAACAGGUUCAACGACCUUAUAAAUCAUCUCGUCAACAAUCUCGUCCAUUUUACGGUCGUCAUUACAGAGGAUGA
Messenger RNA from Loa loa (African eye worm), 192 nucleotides. RefSeq lists its product as hypothetical. The record is from RefSeq and is a predicted model, not a curated record. The transcript has a single exon. NCBI's taxonomy places the organism in Eukaryota, Metazoa, Nematoda, Chromadorea, Rhabditida, Onchocercidae. Bases 1 to 192 code for a protein of 63 amino acids.